GAGAUUGUGAGGGCCUAUGCCUGUACCGUCCUUUCCAUUCCCGAAUUCAAAACCAAAGACGAGCCCACCCCCAUUAAAGAAAAAAAAAAAAGUCUAGAGAGAGAAAGUAGAGAGAGAGUGACAGACUGGUGAGAGAGAGAUUUACUCCCCUCCCCUUGGGACUAAGGCGAAAGAAAGUGGUCUUCCGCACCCGCAGUCUAUAUCCGGCGGCUUUUCCCAUUCGUUUCCUCGUCAACACCACCACCACCACCACCACCACCACCACCGCCUUUUGCCGGCCAUUUCAUUGCCGGGAAGUGAAUUUUGCAGUCCCUUCGCCGGAAAUUGCGCGUCUGUUCCAUGAGAUGGCGCCCUUCUUCCUUCGGAUCUGAAGAAAGUGGGCACGAUUUGCUGGGUUCUGGCGUCAAACUAUUGCCUCUCUCUCUCUCUUCUUCUGAAACUACUUAUCUUUGCGUUUGAUCUAUCGUUCUUCUUGGAUCUGAGGAGGCAUGGCUCUCUCUGGAAUGAGGGGCUUAUCUGUUUUCAUCAGUGAUGUUCGAAAUUGCCAGAACAAGGAGCAGGAGAGGCAGAGGGUUGAUAAGGAGCUCGGAAACAUCAGGACCCGCUUCAAGAACGAGAAGGGUUUGACACCUUACGAGAAGAAGAAAUAUGUAUGGAAAAUGCUGUACAUUUACAUGCUUGGUUAUGAUGUGGACUUCGGUCAUAUGGAAGCUGUUUCUUUGAUAUCGGCACCAAAGUAUCCAGAAAAACAGGUGGGAUACAUAGUCACAUCAUGUUUACUGAAUGAGAAUCAUGACUUCUUAAGAUUGGUCAUAAACACCGUUCGCAAUGAUAUAAUUGGGCGCAAUGAGACUUUUCAGUGCCUGGCACUUACAAUGGUAGGAAAUAUUGGUGGAAGGGAGUUUGCGGAAUCAUUGGCACCCGAUGUCCAAAAGUUGCUUAUAUCCAGUAGCUGCAGACCACUUGUGAGAAAAAAGGCGGCCUUAUGUCUGCUACGGCUUUAUAGGAAGAACUCUGAUGUGGUCAAUGUAGAUGGAUGGUCUGAUCGCAUGGCCCAGUUGCUUGAUGAACGCGAUAUUGGUGUCCUGACAUCUGUUAUGAGCCUUCUUGUGGCUCUAGUUGCAAAUAAUCACGAUGCAUAUUGGAGCUGCCUGCCAAAAUGUGUUAAGAUUUUGGAGAGGCUUGCUAGGAGUCAAGAUGUUCCACCAGAGUAUACGUACUAUGGAAUCCCUUCUCCCUGGCUUCAGGUGAAGACAAUGAGAGCUCUUCAAUACUUUCCAACAAUUGAAGACCCAAAUACCAGGAGAUCUUUGUUUGAGGUUCUUCAGCGCAUUUUGAUGGGCACCGAUGUCGUUAAAAAUGUGAACAAAAAUAAUGCCUCACAUGCCGUCCUUUUUGAGGCCCUUGCAUUGGUCAUGCAUCUUGAUGCUGAGAAAGAAAUGAUGUCUCAGUGCGUUGCAUUGCUUGGCAAGUUUAUAGCUGUUCGUGAGCCAAAUAUUAGAUAUCUUGGCCUUGAAAACAUGACAAGAAUGUUGAUGGUCACAGAUGUGCAGGAGAGCAUUAAAAGGCAUCAAGCACAGAUUAUUACAUCUUUGAAAGAUCCGGACAUCAGCAUCCGUAGACGGGCACUUGAUUUGUUGUAUGGCAUGUGUGAUGUUACCAAUGCCAAGGACAUAGUCGAGGAGCUAUUGCAGUAUCUCAGCACAGCAGACUUUGUGAUGCGCGAGGAGCUGGCUUUAAAAGCUGCAAUUCUUGCAGAAAAAUUUGCUCCAGAUUUGUCAUGGUAUGUUGAUGUGAUUCUUCAGCUGAUUGAUAAGGCAGGUGAUUUUGUUAGUGAUGACAUAUGGUACCGGGUGGUCCAGUUUGUCACAAACAAUGAAGAUUUGCAGCCAUAUGCAGCAGCAAAAGCUAGAGAGUUCCUUGAUAAACCUGCGGUGCAUGAGACAAUGGUCAAGGUGAGCUCUUAUCUUCUGGGAGAGUAUAGCCAUCUUUUAGCUAGAAGGCCUGGCUUUAGCCCUAAGGAAAUUUUUGCUAUGAUAAAUGAUAAGCUCCCCACUGUGUCGACUUCUACGGUCCCUCUUAUUCUUUCAACCUAUGCUAAGAUCUUGAUGCACACUCAGCCUCCAGAUCCAGAAUUGCAGGAUCAAAUCUGGACAAUAUUCAACAAGUACGAGAGUUUCAUUGAUGUAGAGAUUCAGCAGCGAGCUGUUGAAUAUUUUGCUCUUAGUCGUAAAGGUGCGGCACUAAUGGACAUAUUAGCUGAAAUGCCUAAGUUCCCUGAGCGACAGUCUGCUUUGCUUAAGAGAGCAGAAGAUACUGAAGUUGACACUGCUGAGCAAAGUGCUAUCAAAAUGCGAACCCAACAGCAGACUUCAAAUGCCUUGGUUGUAACUGACCAGCCUCCGGCUAACGGACCUCUGUCUGUUGGUCUUGUCAAGAUGCCGAGCAUGCAGCAUGCUAAUGAUACUAAUUUGGCUGAUCAAGAAUUGAUUCAUGCUAAUGGAGCCAUGGUCCUCAUGGAUCCUCAACCUGCUCCUGUUGCUGCCCCUCCUUCUGCUGACCUCCUUGGUGAUCUUCUUAGUCCACUUGCUAUUGAAGGCCCUACUGCUGCUAGUGUUUCAAGUGAGCAAAAUCUGAUGCCGGGAUUGGAGUCUGGUCCCGAUGCUGUGGGUGCUUUAGCCCUGACAACUGUUGAGGAACAGUCAAAUUCAGUGCAGCCAAUUGGGAAUAUUACUGAAAGAUUCAAUGCGCUAUGUCUCAAAGACAGCGGUGUGCUAUAUGAAGACCCUUACAUUCAGAUUGGUAUCAAGGCAGAGUGGCAUGCCCAUCAUGGUCGUUUCGUUCUCUUCUUGGGAAACAAAAACACAUCCCCUCUAGCAUCAGUUCAAGCUGUGCUAUUGCCUCCUUCCCAUUUGAAAAUGGAGCUCUCUUUGGUACCCGAGAUAAUUCCUCCAAGAGCUCAGGUACAAUGCCCUCUUGAACUGGUAAAUCUUCGAGCGAGUAGAGAAGUAGCUGUUCUUGACCUUUCUUAUAAAUUCAGUACAGCAAUGGUCAAUGUGAAGUUACGGCUUCCAGCGGUCUUGAAUAAAUUUCUGCAGCCUAUAUCAGUGACUGCUGAAGAGUUUUUCCCACAGUGGAGAUCACUUUCAGGACCACCUUUGAAGCUCCAAGAAGUGGUUAGAGGUGUAAAACCCAUGUCUCUACCCGAUAUGGUGAGCUUAUUCAACAGCUUACAUUUGGCCGUUUCUCCUGGAUUGGACCCGAACACAAACAAUUUGGUGGCCAGCACUACCUUUUUCUCAGAAACUACUCGAGCAAUGCUUUGUUUGAUAAGAGUUGAGACAGAUCCUUCAGAUCGGACACAGCUCCGGAUGACAAUCGCGUCGGGGGAUCCAACAUUAACAUUUGAGUUGAAGGAGUUCAUCAAAGAACACUUGGUCAGCAUCCCGGUUGCCUCUGGCCCACCUCUACCAGCACAACCACCAUCACAGCCAGCAGUUUCAAAUGCUUCAUUCACAGACCCUGGGGCAAUUCUUGCUGGCUUGCUUUGAGGAGAGAUGGUGUGUAAUUUGGUGUGCGCGUUGUUUUUUAAGAUUGUACCAAUCAUAUCCCAGACGCCUAUAGGCAUCUCUCUCAGUAGAGGUAUUAUACUUUGAGGGAUUGCAUAGGAGAAGGGGAUGGGUACGAUGCAAGGGCUCUCGGGAUAAAGGUGAGCUCCACGGAAUGAGUUUAGUAUUUUGAGUGGUUUUUGGCGGGGCUUCUAGAUUCUUUCAGGCAUGCUUUCACGUGUCCUGGCGAGGGUGUCGUGUAGGUAUUUGAUCUUUUCAUUUCUUUUUCCUUUUUUGUUCAUCUUUUUUACUUUGUUUCUUUUUGGGGGUCAGUCAUCUCCUCUGUAAUCUGAAGUUUGGGAAUGGAGUGGCCAUUGUGUGAUUCACAACCAUUGUAAUAGUUUUCCAUCCUAUCAGUCUCAUAUUUUUUUCAAUAAAAGCAAAAACUAGAAUGAGUUUUACUUUGUCAUUGCAAGCAUCGAAAUGCCAAUGCAGACAGAUCCGGUUCCUGGAUU
Messenger RNA from Amborella trichopoda, 4063 nucleotides. RefSeq names its product AP-2 complex subunit alpha-1. The record is from RefSeq and is a predicted model, not a curated record. Gene Ontology annotation, cellular component: AP-2 adaptor complex; membrane coat. Gene Ontology annotation, biological process: clathrin-dependent endocytosis; intracellular protein transport. Lineage: Eukaryota; Viridiplantae; Streptophyta; Magnoliopsida; Amborellales; Amborellaceae. Gene Ontology annotation, molecular function: clathrin-cargo adaptor activity.